GUACCCUGCUUACCUCUCCCGGUGCAAAAAUGGAGGGUGAAGAAUUGUCUCCCUUGUUGUGGCUUCCGGUGCGGGAUUAUAAACAUCACACGAACAGAGCUUAAGUCAUGAUGGCAGAGCGUCCCACAGGAUCACAUCCAUAUCCUCUCACAUCUCAGCAGUCAGCACCAGGAAUUUUGCCAUCUCAGCAACAGGCACAACAGAUGCAACAACAGCUAAUACCACCUGCUGUCAAAGAUAUUAAUGCUGAAAUUUGUCGUGUCGGCCAGGAGACUGUACAUGACAUAGUUUCAAAAGCUCAAGAAAUCUUCCAGAUUCUCUCUCCCAAGAAUUUACAGUUGAACAUGAAUUCACAGCAGCACCAGGAGAGAAAGGCCAAGCUGGAAGAUUGUUUGAAUCAUGUGACCAUGCAGUUUCGCAAACUACGGGUCAUCCAUGACAAGGUUGUGGAGAUUACCAGCCAGAUGGAAGAACCGCAAGAGCAGCAAUUAAUACCUAUUGUUGGAGUGGAUACGGAACCUGUUGUGCCUAAUACAGAUGUCUAUCGAAUGACUGUAGAGCAGCAUAAAGAAAUUGUUGAGCAAGUACGUCUAAAAAAUCAGCAGCUGAAAGAAAUCAUUGAUCAGAUUCGUACCAUUAUCUGGGAGAUCAACACCAUGAUAACAAUGCGAAAGACAUGACACUCUUCUUGUUGGAGGCCUGGACAUUAGUGGAACAUUUUGCUGCUCAGUCAAUGCAGACGAAUUGAUGUGAUUGAGCUUUAGCUAUGAAAACGUUCACACCUGCAGGUGUAAACUGUAUAAGAGGAAGAGUUAAAUUGGUGCUGUCAGCUUCAAACGAGAGAUGUGUCCUUACAAAAAUAUUCACAUAUUUUUUAAGGAUACUUUUCUCACUGCACAUAUAAAAGUGAAAAGAAUUGCAAUUUACUUUUAGAAAUGCCAUUCUUUUUUGACUGUACACAAUAUUUCAAAUCAUGAAAAGGUUAAUAUCAGUGUUCCUUAUUCUUCGUAAGUGCAAACAUUUACUCUAGAUCCUAUUAAAGGAAUACGUCUAUUUCUGUUUUAUGCAGUUUUAUGCAGUUUCCAAUUCCCUUAUGAUUGCUGGCAAUGAAGUUAUGAUGAGACUGUCCUGUAGUAAAGGUGGUAGAAAAAAAAAACUAAAUCUUUACACUCAAGUUAAAAAUAGCACUGACUGAAGCUUUCAACGUGCAUCCACACAUCUUCAGUAACUAAAAGAUGGACUCUGGAAUGUAACUGAAUAAGACUAUUGUAAAGGUGGGUUUUUUUUACUUUUUUUAAUACUGCUACUUCCGCCUGCAAUUUCCAACAAGUUACCUUUUUUGUUUGGUUGAUGGGAGGGUAUUAGUGUUGUUUUAAGUAAACUAGUGAACUUAUGA
Pomacea canaliculata is the source of this 1396-nucleotide messenger RNA. Its product is annotated as mediator of RNA polymerase II transcription subunit 30-like. Gene Ontology annotation, cellular component: mediator complex. Gene Ontology annotation, molecular function: transcription coregulator activity. Lineage: Eukaryota; Metazoa; Mollusca; Gastropoda; Architaenioglossa; Ampullariidae. The record is from RefSeq and is a predicted model, not a curated record. Gene Ontology annotation, biological process: positive regulation of DNA-templated transcription.